This is a messenger RNA of Homalodisca vitripennis (glassy-winged sharpshooter), 6452 nucleotides long. Its product is annotated as mucin-17-like. Gene Ontology annotation, molecular function: protein tyrosine phosphatase activity. The transcript is spliced from 15 exons. Lineage: Eukaryota; Metazoa; Arthropoda; Insecta; Hemiptera; Cicadellidae. Gene Ontology annotation, biological process: protein dephosphorylation. Bases 292 to 4719 code for a protein of 1475 amino acids. The record is from RefSeq and is a predicted model, not a curated record.
GAGAGGCAUUGUUGGCCAGACGGGUCCGUUCGGCCGUUCAGUCAGUCAUUGUAGUGUCAGCGGACUCGAGUAGGCUGUGAUAUCCGCGUGUGUUUCUUGUUCUCACCACGAUCUGUGUCUUGUUCUAAGUUGUUUUCUCUUCAAGAGGAGGACAAUUAAACGAUCGGAAAAGUGGUACGGCAAGACUAACCAACCCCAGUCGCCAAAGAAACAUGUGUUGGGGGCGGAAGCCUCACAGUGAUGAUACGCUAGGAUGACCACAGCUCAACCUGAGUUCGAUUAUCGAACCAUAUGAAGACAUCCGAGGUAUUCAUUUAUGCAGUGGUCCUUUGGGCCUUCGUGGAGUCCAGGCAUGCAGGACGGCCCAGGAGAUCUUUGGAUCCGGAGGGAAAAGGGAGUAACCUGACACAAACACAGCAGGAAGAGGCAAUCCACUCAGAGGUUCUUCAACACUUUACCACUACGCCGUCAGCGCCCUCUGAGAGCACCAGGGACGUAACACAUGACUCCGCAGUACCCUUCAUCAGGGAUGUGCCUUCCAUUCCAGAGGAUAAUAAUGUGCAGAGUUUGAAGAAUGAAGAUCACCCUUCUGUAGCUUACGAUAGAAGAAUCUCAAUUGAUAAAGAGACUUCCAGCAAGGAUUCUGCAGAUAAAAGUAAUGCAACAAGUGGAACAAACAGGAAUGAUUUAAUUUCCUAUGAAUAUAAUCAGACAGGACUGUCUAGCUCUCAGAGAUCAGAAAUAUUUCCCCCGAAUUCCACUUCUGAACAAGUCUCAACAUUGAUUGCCUAUGAUGAGGAGGACAAUAUUCAAGGAGAGAAAGAAGAUAACAACCCUCAUCCGAUAGCCAGCUCUACAGAAAGUCAUAAAACAGAGUCAGAAUGGAAAAACUUUGAGUCAAAGAAGAAGGAAAAAGGCAAAAAGGAAAUACUCGAUUUAGUGACAGUUCCUACAGACCAUAAUGGGGCAGGGAGGAUAGAAAAGCCCUUUAAAGACAACAUCAAUGUUAAGUCAAAAGAGAAAAGUAAAGAUUCAAUACCAGAAGCAUCUGAUGAAAGAAGAAGUACAACAAGUAGAAUUAGUGAUAGUAAUAGUUUUAGUGUAAGUGAAUAUGACAAUAAUAGACCUUUAGAUAGCAUAGAUAAUAUUAAUAUCGACCCUGUUGGUGUAAACAAAGAGUCGGUGAACCAAAGUGUGAAUUCUGUGAUAAAUAGUAAUGGUGUUGGUGGCGAAACAAUAAAAAAAUAUAGAGAAAAGCCUUCUGUGAAAAGGGCUCAUAAUGAAAGCACUGAUCCAAAUGCAAACGAUAACCAGAUGAUUGAAGAGACGGCUAAAAAUACAGUUCCUGUGUUGAAUUCGGAACCACAAACAACACCUAUUGCACAGACAAGCACAACUAGUAAAUUUUCUGAUCCUGAACAGUUGUCUUAUAAACAUCCUCAUCCGACUGAUUCAGGUCCCACAAAAAUUGACAUCCUUGGGAAAUUGGCUACAGCUUCGACAACUACUAUUAUAAAACCAAGCAUUACAUUCAAACAGCAAUUGGCAAACAAACUGAAAGGGUUAGAGCCUGUGCCAACAGCACCAAUGAAUGUUGAUGUUGAAGCUGAUGAAAAUCAAGAAAAAUCCAAUGUAAAGUCAUCAACCAAGUCAAGUUCAAGAAAGAAACCCAAAGGAGACUUUUAUGCCUCACCAUCAGAUAUGUAUAUACCUCCAACAGCUACUGCAUGGACACUGGUCUCAUUGAAAACACCAGCAGACAGUAUUAGAUCAUCUCAAAAACCUGCAUUGGUGGAUGCCAAGAAUCCAGUUCCAGAAACCUCAAGCACAGCAGUACCUAGACUGACUUCAAUCACUCCCAUCGCGAGGGUGAAGAGUUUUAUACCAUGGUCCACAAGACUUAGAAAGAACACUAGCCCUAGUCCCCCAACUACAGUAUCCAUCAAUGGUGCUACUUCAACGGAGAAAAGGGAAACUGUCUCCAGUUCUGAACCCUCCACUUCAGCAAGUAACCAGCAAAUAAAAGAGAAACUGAAUCGUACUAAAGAAGAAAUUACGAAUCACGAAACUGUUACUGAAGAACAAUCCGUGAUUCAUACAACUUUGGAACUCGAUAGGAACCUGACUGAGGUGUCAAUCAAUCUAGUUCAGCCCAUCCAUAAUGAUAUCAUGGUAAAGGAUCAGUCUUCUACUCAACAGAGUCCAAAAGUAAUUCAAGGAACAACGACUGAAAAAAUUGCUGUCCCAAACCCUACACCAAAAGACACCAUUCCUCCAAGUACAUUUACCAGAAGUGAAGCAGAGAAUAGAGUUGCUGAAAAAGAGAACAUAAUAGAAACAAAGCAGACUUCCGAGGAGAAAGAAACACAUGUAGAAACUGAAAAGGCAUCUAAGGAAUUAGCAGCAGAAGAAAAGCCAAGUAUUACAAAUAAUACUGUGAAUGAAGUCUCCUUUGCUAUUGCUAAUAAUGAAAAUGUCAACAGUUUUGCCCAUGAUCUGUCUACAUCUACUUCAAAACCUGAUGUCGUUGAGCCUAUCAAAAAUAACACAAAUGAGAUUAGUGAAUCUGACCCUGUAGCAGGCGAUAUACUGCUGGACGGAAUUGGUGAUGAGGGGAAAUCAGCUGAAGAAGGUGACGAUGAGGACUACUACAAACUAAGGUUGACCACAACUCAGGCACCGAUAUUUGACUCUUUCGAAACGACAGUAAUGCCCGACUUUGAAGAUGACAGUGAUGUUGAAAGUUACCGAGAAGAUGAUGAGUUUGCAAUGAUUGACAAAUUGACAACUAAUCAAACAACAACGACAACAGAACAUCCUGGUAAAACUAACUUGCCCAUUAUUGAGAUAAAGCCAACACAACCUAGUUUUCAAGAACCAUUGGAUGCAAACAGCACUGGCACAUAUGUUACUAGUUUUGACAUUGUGUCAAAAGAAAACACAACUAUUGUGGUGACCAAAACUCCAUCUGAAGGAGAUAUCAACUGGUACAAUGUUGACAGCAAGCCUGAUAACUCAACUGUAGGAGAAGCAACUCAGAAAACAGUUGCUUUUGAAGUCACCACGACUCCUGAGGUUGAAAUAACAAAUGAACCAGAAACAACAACUGAGAUGGUAGAACUAGAGACAACAAUGCUUCCUAGGAUUACCAAGAAAGUCUAUGUUUCAGUGACUACAGCAUCUCCUAUCACAACAAUACCUGUCACCGAGCCCACUUUGUUCCUUGAAGAUGACAGAAAAGACAUAAAUGCAUGUGUCCUCUUGAAGGUCCACAUGUCCAUGCACGACUUCUGCCAAAAGCAACAGGAGUUCAAGGAAAGCAUCGCUAAACAGUUUAUUACUGUAUAUUUUUGGAAACGAGACAAGUGCUGCUUCAAAACGUCAUUCCAUAUUUCUUGGGAGCAAGUUGUGACCGCAAAGCUUGAUGAAUGUUCAGAAUUAAACUAUUUUGAGCAAGAGGUAAAGGAAGAAAACUUGGAUGACGUUGUUGUUUGCUUCGUUGACGAAGCCCAACUACCCAGCCCGGCCCUGCGAGACCUGUUUUGGAGAACCAAUAAUUCAUCUAUUAUCGUGAUGCCAUCAGACAGAGAAGGUUUUGAUAAUGUCCUCGUGGCCAUCAUACUCUCCAUCAUAGCAGCUGUCUGCCUCGUGCUGCUGGGUAUUCUUCUGAUAAUAAUUCGCAAGAGACAAGGAAGAUUCAACUACGGCCAACGAUGUACUCCAGUGUCACUGGAUGACUACAGCCUGGACAACAUAUCUGUAUACAACAGUAUCCGCAGGAAGGGUGCUCUCAGAGCUUCAAAACGUUCUUACGGAAACCCAGCAUUUGAUGAUCCGGGAGGUCCAACACAUUCGAUUAACUUUGCUGGACUGGCCAACUUCAGCAGUGACCGCAAGGCACUGGACGAGGAGUUCGGCCAGAUUCCGAUGAUCACUGUUAAGCCAGACGAGCUACCCCCUGGUGUCGAGAGUAAGAAUCGCUACGCCAACGUGAUCCCAUUACCAGAGACUAGGGUAGUACUGCAGACAAAAGAGGGAGCCGACACGACCGAUGAGUAUAUCAAUGCCAACUAUGUCAAGGGGCCCAAGAGCCAAGAAAAGUUGUACAUUGCCUGCCAGGCUCCUCUGCAGUCUACUAUUGAGGAUUUCUGGAGGAUGGUGUGGCAGCAGCAGACCAAGGUCAUUCUCAUGCUGACAGCGCUCAAUGAGAAUGGAGUCGAGAAAUGCGCAGACUACUUGCCGCAGCUGGAGAUCACAGAUUGCCACAGGCUGUUUGGAGAUUUCCAAGUGACAUUGAAAAAGCAUGAGGUGCGAGAAAAGUACAUCAUCUCCAGCCUUCAACUCAAGAACCUAGAGACCAACCUGUGGCGAGAGGUAACACACUUGUGGUACUCAAGCUGGCCUCCGCAGGGGGUGCCAGAUGACGGCAGUGCAAUGAUCGCUUUCCUGAUUGAGGCUCGCUCGUACAUGCGCGGUGCCCAGGGUCCCACCGUGGUACACUGCAGCCCAGGUACCGGCAGGACCGGUACAGUCAUCGCCAUCGAUCUCUGUAUUCGCGACUUUGAGACCAUUCGCACUGUUGACAUCCCCAAGACUGUCUACUCCUUGAGGAGGGACCGGGCAGGAUCGGUGCAGACCAAGGACCAGUAUGCGUUCAUAUACCAGGUGCUGAAUCUCUAUGCAACAAAACUGACUGGGGGUGCUCUGGACUCUAUCUAGAAAUGUAUAACAUCCUUUUUAUCAUCUGCCAUCACGUUUAUUGAUUUGGUUAAAUUGGCUGGAGUUUAAUGGAUACAGAACAUUUUAUGUAUGAUAAUUUUUUUACACUUACAUGAUACUCUAAGAUAAUUUUCAAAUUUCAUCAUAUUUGUUUUUAUUUAUCACCUAACCAUGAUAAACAGACCAUGAUUAAUUUGGUUGUAAUAAACCAAUGUUACAACACAACUUCUUCAAUACUGGUUUAUUAAUACACUAAGGUUUGUUUGAGAUUUGACAUAAAUUCGAAAAAUAAUUUCAAUUAAAACAUUAUCCAUUUUCUUUCAUCCAAUAUGGUUAGGUGAUGAAAUACUAAAUGAAGUAGAUAUAAUCAUAAAAACAAAAAAUGUAAAACUACUUUGAAAAAUUCUAGUGAAAAUAUUUGAUACAGUCAACCAAACUUAGUACAUUAAUAAAUCGACACUGAAAAGGAGAAUACAAAAAUGAUCAUUAAACAUAUUAUUGGAUUUGACACAGUAUAGUAAUCAAUAUACUAAGUUAAAACUAAAUACAACAAGAAAAAUCUCAACGUAUUCCAAUAAUUUUGUUAUUUUAGUUUUUAAAACCCCUGAAAUAACAAUCCCAUUACUUAAUGCCCCAGUGUUUAAAAUUUGUUAUGCUAGUUUUUACUAUUUAAAACACAUAUGCUGAAUAAAAACUCAUUUUAUUUAGAUAGUUAUAAGUUGAACAAUAUACGCUCUCUAUUUACCAUCCAUAUACUUAUUAUACAAUACAAAACAUAUUAGUGAUAACUGUUGGAUGUUACAAAAUAUAUUGGUGUUACAUGUUAACAAUAUUUUUUUUUAAGAAAUUAUACAUUUCCACUCAUAGCAACACUGAUUUAGAAUUGUUGUACAUUGUUUUUUUUAUAAAUUUGUCUGAUAUAGAAUUAUAUUGACAUAAUGACCGAUUAAAAAUUACUCUAACUCGUUUGUGUGGUAAUCUUGAAAUAGCAAACUUGUUUUUCAAGAACUGAAAUACCAAUAUUUAUUUAGAGUACUGAAAUUUUCAGAAUUGGCCUAUAUUUUUUUAUAAUAACAAUUUACACUUUAAAACGAUUAUUUUAUUUUGUAUGAACAAUUUUGCAAUACACAAAUGCAGUCAAGUUCCUACUGUAAUGUUUUAUUAAAACAAUAUAUGUUCAUGUUAGGCAAUAAAUUUUGUAUAAUAUUUACAACUACUUAGUUAUCAUACAAUGGUAUCUUUUAAUUUAAUUAUUUUGUAGAAGUAGUAAAUGAGGAAAGGAGGUGACACAUUAAACACUGGUUAAACGUUAUGGAUUUUUUCAUUAAUAAGUUAUAUUUUUAAAUAACAGUUGUUUCGACUACUUUUAGUUUUAUAACAUAUAUUUCUGAUGUAUUACUCUUAAAGUUUCAAAAUAUUACAAGUUAUUAGUUAAAGUUUCAUAUUAUAAAUUAUUUAAUGGAAAGUAUGAUAAAAAUACCAGUAUUUUAAGUGUAUUGACUAUUUGGUUCGUUGUACUUUGUGCAUAUUUUAACUAGUAGUUGCUGUAUAUAUCUGAAUAUACUAUCUAUUUUUGUUAAUUUUAAUAGUCUAUACCUAUGUAAAUUAUGAUAUGUGAUAUUAUUGUUUUUGUUUUCGAUGUUUAUAUUUCUUGUUGCACUUUGUAUAUCAUAAUAGUAUACAUUCGGUGUAUUUAAUGUUAAGAAAAUGAAAUAAAUGAAAACAUUCUUUUA